Messenger RNA from Ipomoea triloba (trilobed morning glory), 3390 nucleotides. RefSeq lists its product as uncharacterized. NCBI's taxonomy places the organism in Eukaryota, Viridiplantae, Streptophyta, Magnoliopsida, Solanales, Convolvulaceae. The record is from RefSeq and is a predicted model, not a curated record. Bases 1 to 3390 code for a protein of 1129 amino acids. The transcript has 4 exons.
AUGUAUAACCGAUUGCUACCAGGAAGAAGGGGGUACACUGAUGAGUUCUUAAUGGGUGUUGAGGAAUUUGUAAAUUAUGCAAGUAAGCUUCCUGUAUACGAGGCUUCAAUGCAGAUUAGGUUUCCAUGUAGUAAGUGUAAGAAUAGAGUACACUUAUCUGCAGAUGAUGUUCGUGUUCAUUUAUAUAAAAAGGGUUUUGAACCGAAUUACUGGGUUUGGACUUGUCAUGGUGAGCUUGUCCCUGCAAUACAACAACUUGUGAACGAGGGCCCUAGUGAAAACAAUCAGUAUGAACAAAUGGUUUUUGAUGUAUGUGGUCCAUCAACCUUUCCAUUAAAUGCCGAAAAUAACCAAGAAGAAGAGCCACACAGUAGUGCAAGAAACUUCUAUGAUUUGUUAAAUGCUGCGAGACAACCUUUAUUAAUGAAUGUUGGUGAAGAAACAGAGUUGGCAUAUACAUUGAUGAUGAUGAAUAUCAAGACAACUUAUAAUAUUCCGCAGGUAGCAAUGGAUCAGAUAUUUCACUAUAAUAACCGUAUGAUGGGUCCCGAUAAUCGAGUACCUACUAGGUAUUAUGAUGCAAAAAAAUUACUUACAAAACUUGGUCUUGGGCGUGAGAAGAUUGAUUGUUGUGUAAACAGUUGUAUGUUGUACUAUAAGUCUGAAAUCAAUGACAAGCACUGUAAGUUUUGUGGUGAGCCAAGAUUUAAACCACGUCAACCUGGAUCUACUCAUGCAAAAGAGGUGCCACGCAAAAGAAUGCAUUACCUUCCCCUCAUCCCUAGAUUGCAACGGUUGUAUGCAUCACAUACAUCUGCCUCACACAUGCGGUGGCAUUAUGAAAAUCGCCGCGAGCCUGGUAUUAUGUGUCAUCCUUCAGAUGGUGAAGCAUGGAAGCACUUUGGUAGAAAGUUCCCCGAUUUCGCAGCAGAUCCUCGAAAUGUGAGAUUAGGCUUAUGUUCUGAUGGAUUUUCGCCUUUUGGUUUCAAUGCAAAGCCGUAUUCUUGUUGGCCUGUUAUGGUUGUUCCAUAUAAUCUCCCACCUUCAGUGUGUAUGACUACACCAUACACAUUCUUAACCUGUAUUAUUCCUGGGAAAAAGAACCCAAAAGGCAAUAUUGAUGUCUAUUUGCAGCAUUUAAUCGAUGAACUUCAAUUGUUAUGGGAAACAGGUGUCUUGACUUAUGAUGCAUCAUUUAAGCAGAAUUUUAUGAUGCGAGCUGCGUUAAUGUGGACCAUCAAUGACUUUCCUACAUACGGUAUGUUAUCUGGAUGGCAGACAGCCGAGAAACUAGCAUGUCAUUAUUGUGUUCAUUAUUCUAAAUCAUUUUACUUGAAGAAUGGUCAUAAAACGUGUUGGUUUGAUUGUCACCGUCAAUUCCUUCCAAUGAAUCACUCAUGGAGGAAGAAUCGAGAUGCCUUCGUCAAAAGACGGGUAGAGAAAUCAAGACCUCCACCAAUUUGGAAUGGAGAUGAGUUGUUUCAUAUUUUGGAAAAUAUCCUAAGGAUCAUUGAUGGUCCAAUUGAUCGCAUUGAGGGGUUUGGGCAAUCACAUAAUUGGAAAAAAAAGAGCAUAUUUUGGGAUUUACCUUAUUGGAAGGAUAACUUGCUACGUCAUAACCUUGAUGUGAUGCAUAUAGAGAAAAAUGUGUUUGACAACAUCUUCAACACGGUUAUGGAUGUCAAAGGCACAACAAAAAACAAAGACACGCCUAGUGCACGUCUCGAUAUGAAGGACGUAUGUAAUAGAUCACAACUUGAGUUGGUAGAACAUAAUGGACGUUUUCUUAUGCCCAAGGCAAGCUACAGUUUGCAUCGUACUAAUCAAUUGGCUGUCUAUGAGUGGUUGCGGACAUUGAAGUUACCUGAUGGAUUUUCUUCUAAUUUGGCUACAUGUGUUGAUUCCACAUCUUCUAAAUUAAUUGGGAUGAAAAGUCAUGAUUGCCAUAUUUUUAUGCAGUUUCUUUUACCUGUGGCAUUCAUGUUUUUACCAAGCUGUCACUGGAAGGCUUUGACUGAGUUAAGUGUAUUUUUUCAAAAUCUUUGCUCUACAUCCCUACGUGUAGACAAAAUAUGUGAGAUGGAAAACUCGAUUGUGUUAACAUUGUGUAAGUUAGAACGUUUUUUCCCUCCAGCAUUGUUUGAUUGCAUGGAACACUUGCAUGUCCAUCUUCCCUAUGAAACACGUUUAGGUGGCCCAGUACAGUAUCGUUGGAUGUAUCCAUUUGAAAGAUUCCUCAAUCACUUGAAGUCCAAAAUGAAAAAUAAGAGAUAUGUUGAAGGUUCAAUUGCUGAUGCAUAUAUGCUUGAAGAGUCAACACACUUUGCAUCAUUUUAUUUUGAUGAUGAUGUGCAUAGUAGAAGAACAAGGAUAGGUCGGAACCUAAAUGAUGGCGGUAUUGAUCCUAACUUGCCAAUUACUUUGUCAAUAUUUAAUCGGCCAGGUCGGUUGAUGGGUAGGAGGACGACAAGAUAUCUGAGUGCUGAAGAACGUUUCGCUGCUCAUCAAUAUGUGUUAUUGAAUUGUAAGGAGGUUCAACCUAUAUUAAGGUUGUAUGAAAAUGGUUUACGGCUUUACAAUCCUGGUUGUACUGAUCAAGAUGUAGAUGAUGAAAUCGAAAGGAAUUUUGCAGCUUGGUUUAAAGGAUAUGUGUAUACCCCAAUGAAUGAUGUGUGUAACCAAUCACUCAUUGAUUUGGCAUUUGGGCCGAUCAUGGAGGUUAACACAUACACUGGGUAUGUUGUUAAUGGGUUCAAGUUUCAGACUGAAGCAUAUUGCAGUAGAAAGUCGACUUCUAACUUCGGAGUAUCUAUUAAGGGAAGUGGUUUGUCACAAUUUGAAUCAAACUUUUUUGGCACGUUGCAAGAGGUUAUUGAGUUUGACCCAACACCGAAUGUUGGGUCACGAUACAAUUCUGAAUACGGUAUUGCUGAGGUGCAUUGCAAUAAACGAUAUAGGAAGUAUGAUCCUUUUAUCAUUGCACAAAGUGCAUGUCAGAUGUGUUAUAUUCCAUACCCACAAGGUAUAAGGGAAAAACUUAAUUGGUGGGUAGUGUUGAAUGUACAACCUAGAGGAGCUAUUGACAGUGCAUAUAGCUCUAGUUACACAUAUCAACAAGAUAACAUACCGUUGCCUACAGAUGGGGGUGAUCAAAGUGUCCAAGAUGAUAUGCAAGACUUACUACACGAACCCUUACAAAUGAAUGAAGUGGAAUUAACGCAAAGUAGAAAUCAGAGGUCCGAAGAAUGUGUCGAAAGUGAAGAUUUAGAAGAAGAGGGUAGUGAAGAGAUCGAAGAAGAGGACAAUGUCGAAGAUUCUGAUGGCGAAGAUUUUACAUCGUCAAAGCAUGAUGAUAAUGAGCAAUCCGAAGACGAUGAUGGUGAAUUUUAA